Messenger RNA from Carassius gibelio (silver crucian carp), 992 nucleotides. Its product is annotated as protein shisa-5. The record is from RefSeq and is a predicted model, not a curated record. The transcript has 5 exons. Bases 190 to 615 code for a protein of 141 amino acids. NCBI's taxonomy places the organism in Eukaryota, Metazoa, Chordata, Actinopteri, Cypriniformes, Cyprinidae.
GGUUUUGUUGAGAGUUUCUUGCAUAUAAGGGGAACUACAGCCAGUUAUCAAGAAAUACCAGGAAAUACGCCAAAGGCACAAUCAACGAGCUAUUGAAGUGGACUUCUGCUCUUUCAUACAGUUAUAUUCGUGGUGACAGUAGUCUGUCCAGAAACAAAACCUUAAAAUAUUCAAGUCAUUCUCCCCAUCAUGGAAGGCUCAUUUGUUGUGCCCAUGAUCGUGUUUUUCGCAGUGGCCGUUUCUGUGUUGAUCAUCUUCUACUGCGUGGCCAAAAGAUUAAUAAGACAUGCGCAGCAUGUGCAGUCAAAUACUACAGUCACGACUACACAUCACCCACAAUACUCAUAUCAACAGCCUUUGGCUAAUAACCUACAGCCAGCGUAUGGGGCACAUCCCAUUCUGACUGGACCAUAUCAGCAAACUUAUGUCCCGGGACCACCACCCACAUAUCAGGAGGCGGGUCUGUUUCCUGCUCCCUUCAGCCAGGCUGCAUAUGACGGUGGUCAGAUCAUGUACCCUCCACAAGCACCGGUUCAACCAGCGCUUCCCACAAACUACACUUCGACUCAAGCCCCACAGAACCCUGAUUAUGUGGAAUCACCAAAGACCAGUUAGCCACGCCCCCAAAAUGGGCUGCUAUCAAUGCUGGAUCACAGAGAAUUGUUAGUUUCCACACUGCUUUGCUUUUGUGAAUUGUGCAUCUACUACAGACGCUCGUAAGACUGUGUUGAGAGUAAAAGUAUUACUGUCAUUCAUGUACAUUUGCCAUUUCUAAGUUAAUACUUGCUUUCUGAACUUGUUUUCUAUUUACUCCAAUGACCCGCUGUUUGUUUGUUUCUCUUCAUUUUAACCUAAUAUGUGAGUGUAAUUUGUUUAAAGGUCAAUAAAUGGCAUCUUAAACAAAACAAAAAAAUUUAAGGUCAAAAGUUGAUGAAUCAUUUCUACGAAAUCAUGUGAAAACAGUCCUUUGUACACUUUUAUUGUGGUUUUGU